Messenger RNA from Galeopterus variegatus (Sunda flying lemur), 2829 nucleotides. RefSeq names its product zinc finger protein 568 (gene ZNF568). The coding region runs from base 348 to 2162 and encodes 604 amino acids. The record is from RefSeq and is a predicted model, not a curated record. The transcript is spliced from 9 exons. Gene Ontology annotation, molecular function: DNA-binding transcription factor activity; RNA polymerase II cis-regulatory region sequence-specific DNA binding. Lineage: Eukaryota; Metazoa; Chordata; Mammalia; Dermoptera; Cynocephalidae. Gene Ontology annotation, biological process: regulation of transcription by RNA polymerase II.
CUAUAGGGUAUACAGGUCAACCCUAUUCAGUGUGGGAGGGGCCUACAAAAGGCACGUGUAUCAAAUCACUGGGAGCCAUACUGGAGGCUGGUUAACACAGAGAGCCAGUGAGAAGGCAUUGGGUAAAUUGGAUUUGUGUCCUAAGCCCACAGGUCCUGGUUCCACAAGGAUAAGACAUAAUUGUGAUGUGAGUAGAAAGAAGCCCAAGGAAGAGGAAUCUAUCGUGGAAGGAGAUUCCUGACCUGAGACGUGCCCCAGAGGCUGGAGCAUCCUGGGAAAGAGUGGACCCUGGCAUUGCUGGACCUCAGGCUAUCUUGACUCUUCUACGCAGAACCAGCAAGGUCUGAAUGACAGCUCAACCUUCAGUAAUCAGCAACAGCUGUGUGACAAUGAAGCGUUUGACCCAGAUGAUGGAAAGGAGAGCUUGGCGUUCUCAGGACUCUGCCCUUUCCGAGGAAGAAGAGGAUACAACCAGGUCUCCUGAAACAGUGACAUUUAAGGAUGUGGCUGUGGACUUCACUCAGGAGGAGUGGCAGCAAAUGAAACCUGCUCAGAGGAACUUGUACCGGGAUGUGAUGCUGGAGAACUAUAACAACCUAGUCACAGUGGGUUGUCAAGACACCAAACCAGAUGUGAUCUUCAAGUUGGAGCAAGAAGAGGAGCCAUGGGUGAUGGAGGAAGAAAUGUUUGGGAGGCACUGUCCAGAACCCAGAAGAGGAAGGAACUACUGUGCAUCUAAAGUCAUGGCGGAGGGCUUUCAGUUCAAAGAUGUGGUCAUUUACUUCUCUCAAAAGGAGUGGGAAUGUUUGCACUCUGCUCAGAAGGAUUUGUACAGAGAUGUAAUGUUGGAGAAUUACAACAACUUGAUCUCACUGGGACUUUCUGAUAGUAAGCCAUGUGUCAUCUCAUUAUUGGAGCAGGGGAAAGAUCCCUGGAUGGUUAAGAGGAAGGAGACAAAAGACUGGUGUCCAGAUUGGGAGUCUGGAAGAGACACUAAGAAUUUAUCUCCAAAGAAGGACAGUUAUGAAAUUAAAUCAUUGCAGCAAGAGAUAACGAAAAGACUUACACAGUCUAAUCUCGAGUACACCAGGGUCAUAGGUAACAGAGAAAUCAAAUGCCAGUUGGAAAGACAACACGGGUGUCAGGAAGGACAUUCCAGACAAGCUGUAGUAACCUCUGGAGUUAAUCAGUGCGUAGCUCAAAGAGAACAUCAGAAAAAUCAUACUGGAGAGAAAUCCUGUGAAUGCAAGAAAUGUAAGAAAGGUUUUACGUGCCAGUCACAUCCUAUUCAACAUGAAAAAAUUCAUAAUAAGAGAAAAGACUCUGAAUGUGGAGAAUGUGGGAAAAUCUUUAACAAUAAGUCAGACUUGAUUAAGCAUCAGAGACUUCAUGAAAGCAAAAGAAGUAAUGAAAAUAAGAAAUGUGCCUCUGUUCGUGACUCUGAAAUUACUCAGCCUCAGAGCAUUAAUACAGGUGAGAAACCUCAUAAAUGUAAGGAAUGUAGGAAAGCCUUUCAUACUAGCUCACAACUUAGUCAGCAUCAAAGGAUGCAUAUAGGUGAGAAACCCUAUAAAUGUAAGGAGUGUGGGAAGACCUUUCCAUCUACUGCACAACUUAAUCUACAUCAGAGAAUUCAUAGUGAUGAGAAAUACUACGAAUGUAAAGAAUGUGGGAAAGCCUUUACCCGUCCCUCACACCUUUUUCGACAUCAGAGAAUCCAUACUGGUGAGAAACCCCAUAAGUGUAAGGAAUGUGGGAAAGCUUUUCGUUAUGACACACAACUUAGUCUUCAUCAGAUAAUUCAUACUGGUGAAAGACGCUAUGAAUGUAAGGAAUGUGGGAAAGUAUAUAGUUGUGCCUCACAAUUGAGUCUGCAUCAAAGAGUUCAUACUGGUGACAAACCCCAUAAAUGUAAGGAAUGUGGGAAAGCUUUUAUCUCCGAUUCACAUCUUAUUCGUCAUCAGAGUGUUCAUACUGGUGAGAAACCCUAUAAGUGUAAGGAAUGUGGGAAGUCUUUUUGUCGUGGCACAGAACUUACUCGACAUCAGAGAGCUCACGCUGGUGAGAAACCCUAUGAAUGUGAACAAUGUGGGAAGGCCUUUAUUCGUGGCUCACACCUUACUCAACAUCAAAGAAUUCAUACAGGACACAGGAGUGAAUGAAGAAAUGUGGGAAGGCUCAAAAUUGGGCUGACAUCAGAAAAUUCAUACUGGUUUUUAAAAAAAAUCUGUGGUUAUAAGGAAUGUGGGAAAGCAUUUGAAGCUAACAACUUACUGGAUAUCAGAAUUCAUACUGGAUAUAAGGCCUGAAAGACCUUUAUUUAAGGGCCAGAAUUGAUUUGACACUUAUGAUGAGAAACCUUUAAAAUGUUAGGAAUUGGGAGAGGUUUAUUUGUGUUUCAGAAUUUAUUAGAUAUCAGGGGCUGGCCAGUUAGCUCAGUUGGUUAGAGUGCAGCCUUGUAACAAGGGUCAUGGGUUCAGAUCCCUGUACCGGCCAACCACCAAAAUAAAAAAAGGAAUUAGAUAUCACAGUUCAAUUGAUGAGAAAUUGGAAAACUCCAUGAACAUAAGGAAAGCAGGGGAAGGCCUGUUCAGUGGUUCAGAACCAAGUCAGCCUCAGGGAGUUCAUAAUGGGGAGAAGCUUCAGAGGGCAGUGAAUGUAUUAAAGAAAUUAACCAUUUGGACCUUUAUCAAUGUCAGGGUCAUUAGCUGGCAAAAUGCCAUAUAUGUGAGAUACCAGUUUGCUUUAGCUAAAAUGUUAUUCAUCUGAUAAUUUGUACCUAAUGAAGGCUACAUUAGUGUUAAAAGUUCAACAGAUUCUUACAUUCCA